AUGGAGUCCAUAGCGGAGCACGAUGACACUCAAUCGACACCACCAUUUCUGCGUUCUUUCAAUAACGGCAAACCUAAAAGUAACUCUACGCUUGUCAGUCACUCCAUCUACCUCACCAGUCCUCGUGGUACACAAGGAGGAACCCAGCCAUUCCAGUCCCCAUCACGGACAACAGUGAGACUCCAAUCGUCCACCGCCAAACGCCAGACUGAUUUAUCUUUUCCUCCUAAUCAUCCCCUUGCCGGACUUGGCAAUAUUGCCGCUUAUCAUCAACAGCAAGCAUCUCGGUUACAACAUUUUCAUACACGACCACCGGUCUAUGUUCGUAACCCUUCGUUCGGACUGGCGGAAUUCGAACUGCAGGAUACGCUUGGCACUGGAACUUUUGGCAGAGUGUAUCUGACGAAAUUCAGAACAACACAAAAGUAUUAUGCAAUGAAGGUGCUGAAAAAGUCAGAAGUGGUUAGAUUGAAGCAAGUCGAGCAUAUCAUGUCGGAAAAAGAAAUUCUGGCCUCCAUUCGAUUUCCGUUUGUUGUCGAUCUUUUCUGUACUUUUCAAGAUGAUGCGAAUCUGUACAUGUUACUGGAAUAUGUGGUCGGUGGAGAGCUUUUCACCCACCUGCGCCGAGCCGGUCGCUUCACGAAUGAUAUGACUCGAUUUUAUGCAUCCGAAAUCGUGCUUGCCAUCGAAUAUUUGCAUUCCAAAAAUAUCAUUUACCGUGAUCUGAAACCUGAGAAUCUUCUGAUAGACCAUCAGGGUCACAUCAAAAUUACAGAUUUUGGCUUUGCCAAGAAAGUGGAAGAUCGUACAUGGACCCUUUGUGGCACACCUGAGUAUCUGGCGCCUGAAAUCAUUCAGAGCAAAGGCCAUGGCAAAGCAGUGGACUGGUGGGCUUUGGGCAUUCUCAUCUUUGAAAUGCUUGCAGGAUAUCCGCCGUUUUUUGACGACAACUCCUUUGGCAUCUAUGAGAAAAUUCUAGCCGGCAAAGUGCAGUUUCCUGCUCACUUUGACCCUUUAGCUAAAGACCUGCUGAAACGGUUCCUAGUAGGGGAUCGGACGAAACGAUUAGGUAAUUUGAAGUCCGGGUCAGAUGACGUAAAACGACAUAAAUGGUUUAGAGGCGUUGACUGGAUAGGUCUGCUUGAAAAAACUGUACGGGCACCUAUUGUUCCUCCUUAUCGACAUCCUGGUGAUACCAGUAAUUUUGAAAAGUACCCAGAUACUGCAGCUCUCGAAACCGACUGCAAUGCCACACCCGGAGAUGAUCCAUACAGGCAUUUGUUUGUUGAUUUCUCGGUAUCCUACUCAUCCGGUUAA
Molecule: messenger RNA, 1317 nt
Organism: Radiomyces spectabilis
Lineage: Eukaryota; Fungi; Mucoromycota; Mucoromycetes; Mucorales; Radiomycetaceae
Product: camp-dependent protein kinase 9
Exons: 7
Coding region: 1-1317 (438 amino acids)
Biological process (GO): peptidyl-serine phosphorylation
Cellular component (GO): cAMP-dependent protein kinase complex; nucleus
Molecular function (GO): ATP binding; cAMP-dependent protein kinase activity
Source: RefSeq, a predicted model, not a curated record